This is a messenger RNA of Aspergillus welwitschiae, 479 nucleotides long. RefSeq lists its product as uncharacterized. The transcript has a single exon. The record is from RefSeq and is a predicted model, not a curated record. Lineage: Eukaryota; Fungi; Ascomycota; Eurotiomycetes; Eurotiales; Aspergillaceae. The coding region runs from base 82 to 384 and encodes 100 amino acids.
CUACAACUUAGCAAUACUACUGUAGAGAUAUUGCAAAUUAUUCUUGAUGUCAUCGCCAUCUGGAAGCGAUGGCAGCUUGCAAUGGUUACUCUUAAAGGACAUAAAACCAGGAUUCUGCUCCGAGGGGCCGUAAAUUGGCACCUUGAGGCCAUUAUCUUGCUUAUUCUUCUUUCUAUCCCACUUUCUUUCCAUCACUAUCUCCCUUAUGUACCUUCCCCCUGGUCCGCCCCUCCCCUUGCCCAUCAUUGCUUACCCCGUCUCCCACUACCUUUCAUGCCUGACUGUUUUCUGUGCUUCCUCAUGCCAAGUGCCACACUGCAGGCUUACGUGGGUAUGCAUAUUGUCCAAAACCGCUUGUUCGUAUAUUUGAUGAGGGGCAUAUAGCUUGCGUGAUAAAUUGACAUGACAAUAAACGGACGGCCCUCUCGGGAAUGGGAGGUGAUACUGGAUCGUGCUGCUGAAGUGCGAGUCGCCUGUAG